Molecule: messenger RNA, 1386 nt
Organism: Lates calcarifer (barramundi perch)
Lineage: Eukaryota; Metazoa; Chordata; Actinopteri; Centropomidae
Gene: rtca
Product: RNA 3'-terminal phosphate cyclase
Exons: 11
Coding region: 124-1236 (370 amino acids)
Biological process (GO): RNA processing
Cellular component (GO): nucleus
Molecular function (GO): RNA-3'-phosphate cyclase activity
Source: RefSeq, a predicted model, not a curated record
GCCGCCGGAAGUGGGUUAGGGUUAAGUUUCAGCCGUAGAAGAAGAAGCAGCAGCGGCAGAAAGCGGCUCGGUGUUAGCCUCACGUAUCUGGUAAAAAGUGAAAGUUUGGUGUUGUUAGUGAAGAUGGAGCCGGUGACGGUGGCGACGACAGCGGCGACGGAGAUCGACGGCAGCGUGAUGGAGGGAGGCGGACAGAUCCUGAGAGUCUCCGCGGCGCUCAGCUGCAUCACUGGCACCGCCAUCAAAAUCAGCAAAAUCCGAGCCGGGAGGAGCACACCGGGGCUCAGACCGCAGCACCUGAGUGGCCUGCAGCUGGUCUCAGAUCUGUGCUCUGGCAGUCUGCAGGGAGCCUCCAUCGGCUCCACCGACAUCAGCCUGACUCCAGGAAAGAUUCAGUCUGGAAACCACACGGCCGACACACAGACAGCAGGGAGUGUGUGUCUGCUGCUGCAGGUCGCUCUGCCCUGCGCUGUGUUCGCUGACGCUUCCUCACAGCUCUGUCUGAAGGGAGGAACCAACGCUGAGAUGGCUCCUCAGAUCGACUACACCGUCAAGGUGUUUAAACCCAUCGUGGAGAAGUUUGGCGUCCAUUUUGACUGUGACAUCAGAAUGAGAGGUUACUACCCUAAAGGUGGAGGUGAGGUGUUUGUGACGGUGAACCCGGUCAAAGAGCUGCAGCCCGUCACCAUGACAGAGAGAGGAAACAUCACCAAGAUCCACGGCCGAGCCUUCGUCGCCGGAGUCCUGCCCUUCAAAUUGGCUAAAGACAUGUCGGCUGCUGCUGUUCGAACCAUCAGGAAGGAAAUCAAAGAGCUGUACAUCAACAUCCAGCCGCUGCAGGAGAAAGACAAGGCCUGUGGCAACGGCAACGGCAUCAUAAUCAUCGCUGAGUCGUCGACAGGUUGUCUGUUCGCAGGUUCAGCUCUGGGAAAGAAAGGUGUGUAUGCAGAUAAAAUCGGUAUUGAAGCUGCUGAGAUGUUGUUGAGAAACAUCAGACACAAUGGCUGCGUGGACGAGUUCCUGCAGGACCAGCUCAUCAUCUUCAUGGCAUUGGCGAAGGGAACGUCUCGGAUUCGAACCGGUGCUGUGACGCUGCACACACAGACGGCCAUUCACAUCGCAGAGCAGCUCACUCAGGCGAAGUUCACAAUAACAAAGUGUGAGGACGAGCUGAGCAGUAACGUCACCUACAUCAUCGAAUGUCAAGGAUCAGGAGCCGCCAACCUCCACCUGUAGCCACACACACUGAACACACACUGAACACACACCCACUGUCUCUGUACUGGACUCGGUAGCUGCUCCCAUCAUGGCCGACCCUCUUAGCUUCUGUCUCUCAGGGUGUUUCCGUAAAUACUGUAAGAAAUAAAUAAAAGUCUUUCCAACGUU